ACUAGAUUUAGCCGUUAUAUGGUCGUUAGUGAGUUUCGUGUCAUUUCCGUUUCUCCUAUCAAUUGUCAGGAAAGUGAAAGGAGGCAAAAUGGGAAGACGACCUGCAAGAUGUUAUCGUUAUUGUAAAAAUAAACCGUAUCCAAAAUCACGGUUUUGUCGUGGUGUACCCGACCCAAAAAUUAGGAUUUUCGACUUAGGAAAAAAGAAGGCAGCCGUAGAAGAUUUUCCUUUAUGUGUUCAUUUAGUGUCAGAUGAAUAUGAACAACUUAGCUCUGAAGCAUUGGAAGCAGGACGUAUUUGUGCAAACAAAUAUUUAGUAAAGAACUGUGGUAAAGAUCAGUUCCACAUUCGAAUUAGGCUUCAUCCAUUUCAUGUUAUUAGAAUCAAUAAAAUGUUGUCAUGUGCUGGAGCUGAUAGGCUCCAAACUGGUAUGAGAGGUGCUUUUGGUAAACCUCAAGGAACUGUUGCACGUGUUCACAUUGGACAACCCAUUAUGAGUGUUAGGUCCAGUGACCGUUUUAAGGCUCAGGUUAUUGAGGCGCUUAGACGUGCCAAGUUCAAGUUCCCAGGACGUCAGAAGAUUUAUGUUUCCAAGAAAUGGGGCUUUACAAAAUAUGAGAGACAGAUGUAUGAAGAUUUGAAAAAUCAAGGUCGCCUUAAACAAGAUGGUUGUAAUGUUCAAUAUCGCCCUGAACAUGGACCACUUUCUGAAUGGAAAAAGGUUCAAGAAGAAUUAGCUGCUGCAUAAGCUGUUAAUGUAUAUGUGUAACAAAUAAAUACAUAAAAAAGAA
This is a messenger RNA of Agrilus planipennis (emerald ash borer), 791 nucleotides long. It is a transcript of the gene RpL10, whose product is annotated as 60S ribosomal protein L10. Bases 89 to 748 code for a protein of 219 amino acids. The record is from RefSeq and is a predicted model, not a curated record. The transcript has 5 exons. Gene Ontology annotation, biological process: ribosomal large subunit assembly; translation. Lineage: Eukaryota; Metazoa; Arthropoda; Insecta; Coleoptera; Buprestidae. Gene Ontology annotation, cellular component: cytosolic large ribosomal subunit; ribosome. Gene Ontology annotation, molecular function: structural constituent of ribosome.